AUGUCCCCCCUACCGGAGGAGUUCGACAUCAUUUUGGCGAACCUCGACCAUAACCUCAAGGUGCUUCUCAUUGAGGCUGGCGAGAGCAAUCUCAACAAUUCUUGGAUAUUCCGACCCGGUAUCUUUCCUCGGAAUAUGAAAUUGGACUCGAAGACUGCAACAUUCUAUGAGUCCAAGCCAUCGAAGUGGCUCGGUGGUAGAGGGGCAAUUGUACCCGCAGCUCAUGUGCUCGGCGGAGGGUCUUCCAUCAACUUCAUGAUGUACACUCGAGCUUCCGCGUCAGACUAUGAUGACUUUCAAGCCAAAGGGUGGACGACCAAGGAACUGCUUCCUCUCAUGAAGAAGCACGAAACAUACCAGCGUGCAUCUCAUAAUCGGGAUAUCCACGGCUCUGAAGGCCCCAUCAAGGUGUCUUUUGGAAACUAUACGUAUCCCAUCAAGGAUGACUUUCUCAGGGCAGCUGAAUCCCAAGGAAUUCCUGUAGUGGACGACUUACAAGAUCUGAAAACUGCCCACGGUGCUGAACAGUGGUUGAAGUGGAUCAAUCGUGAUACUGGCCGCCGGAGUGACAGUGCUCAUGCCUAUGUCCACGCCACUCGGGCCGUUCACUCAAACUUAUACCUGGCUUGUAACACCAAGGUCGAUAAGGUAAUCAUCGAGAAUGGUCGAGCGGUCGCUGUACGGACUGUUCCAACGAAGCCUAUGGGCAACGAUCGCGGAGUACGCGUUUUCCGAGCUCGCAGGCAGAUCGUCGUCUCAAGUGGAACAAUGUCCUCUCCUUUGAUCCUCCAGCGCUCUGGCAUUGGGAGCCCCGAAAAGCUGCGGCAGGCCGGAGUCAAACCAAUUGUCGAUCUUCCUGGCGUCGGUCUGAACUUUCAGGAUCAUUACUUGACUUUCAGUGUAUAUCGAGCAAAGCCGGGCACGGAGACGUUCGAUGACUUUGCCCGUGGUGACCCUGAGGUGCAAAAGCGUGUCUUCGACGAGUGGAACAUCAAAGGCACUGGACCACUGGCAACGAACGGUGUCGAGGCUGGCGUGAAGAUUCGGCCAACUGAAAAAGAGCUGAAGGAGUUUGAGAAGUGGCCAACUCCGCAUUUCAAGUCGGGCUGGGAGACAUACUUCAAGAGCAAGCCGGAUAAGCCCGUAAUGCAUUACUCGUUGAUUGCCGGCUGGUUCGGAGACCAUAUGCUCAUGCCUCCUGGCAACUUCUUUACCAUGUUUCACUUCCUGGAAUAUCCCUUCUCACGCGGUUCGACACACAUCAGGUCGGCUGACCCGUACGAAGUACCGGACUUUGAUGCUGGGUUUAUGAAUGACGAGCGCGAUAUGGUCCCGAUGGUAUGGCGCUAUAUCAAGUCGCGUGAAACCGCUCGCAGGAUGGAUGCAUAUGCUGGUGAAGUGCAGAAUAUGCAUCCUUUCUUCAACUUCGACUCUCCGGCACGCGCGCACGACCUCGAUUUGGAGGACACUAACAAGUAUGCUCUGCCUGGAAACAUCACUGCUGGUAUCCAACACGGCAGCUGGACGGUGCCAGUGCCACCGGCGGAUGAGAAGCCCAACGUGCUACAUGUGACGAGCAACCGCAAGGCGAAGAGGAAGGAGCUGAAGUAUUCCAACGAGGACAUCAAAGCCGUCGAGGAUUGGGUGAAGCGUCAUGUCGAGACGACAUGGCAUUGCCUGGGCACGUGUUCCAUGGCCCCUCGAGAAGGCAAUAGCAUUGUCAAGCACGGUGUCUUGGAUGAGCGCCUUAACGUUCAUGGCGUCAAGGGCUUGAAGGUGGCGGACCUUAGUAUCUGCCCCGACAAUGUCGGCUGCAACACUUAUUCGACCGCUCUGCUCAUCGGCGAGAAGGCGGCUGUCCUUGUGGCAGAAGACUUGGGGUACUCGGGCGAAGCCCUCCAAAUGAAGGUUCCCGAUUAUCACGCGCCGGGCGAGAGCAGACUUAGCUCAAGACUUUGA
Messenger RNA from Neurospora crassa OR74A, 1959 nucleotides. RefSeq names its product choline dehydrogenase. Gene Ontology annotation, molecular function: oxidoreductase activity, acting on CH-OH group of donors; flavin adenine dinucleotide binding. Lineage: Eukaryota; Fungi; Ascomycota; Sordariomycetes; Sordariales; Sordariaceae. Bases 1 to 1959 code for a protein of 652 amino acids. The record is from RefSeq and is a predicted model, not a curated record. The transcript is spliced from 12 exons.